AUGGCCUCGCCAUUUCAGAACACCUACCAUCUCCGUCACGUAGCCGAUACCUCCGCCAAAGCAUGCUACAUCUGCUAUAAACCCUCGACCUCGGUCCUGAUCACCCCUGAUAACAAGGACUUCUUCUACACCUGCCCCUCCCACCUCACCGACCGGAACUUCUGCUCGCCGAUAAUCGACGCAGCGGAAGUUGAGGCGAAAGCGAAGCGCGAAGCGAUGGCCAGGGAGAUCGAGAAGGUGAAGAAGGAGUACGAAGAGAAGCAGGCGCGGAAAGCGAAGAAGGCUGGAGCAGAGAAGGACAAGGACGAGAAGAAGGAAAAGGAAAAGGACAAGGACAAGGACUCGAGAGAUAAAGAUGGAGAGGACAAGGAGAGUAAGGCUGCGGAGAAGGACCGUGAUGAUAGAAUCGAUGCGAUUAAGAAAUCUGGGAGUACUACGGCUUCUACAACGGAUGAUUCGCCGAGGGUGUUUGCGCUGCAUAAGAACUUCUAUCAGAUGCGAAUUGAUAGGGUGCGCAAUGUUGAGGUCGCAAGGCGCAAUCGGCAACGACUGCAGGAUCCUUCGUUUUUCCCGUCUGUUCCCUCUGGUGGUCUUUGA
Messenger RNA from Aspergillus homomorphus CBS 101889, 597 nucleotides. Its product is annotated as AAA-ATPase Vps4-associated 1 family protein. The transcript has 4 exons. Gene Ontology annotation, cellular component: endosome. Bases 1 to 597 code for a protein of 198 amino acids. Lineage: Eukaryota; Fungi; Ascomycota; Eurotiomycetes; Eurotiales; Aspergillaceae. Gene Ontology annotation, biological process: vacuolar transport. The record is from RefSeq and is a predicted model, not a curated record.